Messenger RNA from Cuscuta epithymum, 568 nucleotides. The record is from the annotation of a GenBank genome assembly. Lineage: Eukaryota; Viridiplantae; Streptophyta; Magnoliopsida; Solanales; Convolvulaceae.
CGACGGCGGAUUCCAUUGAAGUGGACGAUGAAAUUUUGCGAAGAAGAAAGUGGAAGGAAAAAAACGUUAUCGGAGAAGAAAGAUGGAGGUGGUUGCAGAGGUGGAAGGAAUGCCAUUGUUGCUCCAGAUCGGUGCUCCAGAUCUGUGCGGAAGAAGUUUGGGCGAAGAGAAAGAAGGCGCAGAUGAUGCACGCAGACAGAUCGGCGGAUGCGACACGGAAGCAGAUGGCGGAGGCGACACAAUGGCAUCCGGUGGAAACAAGAGCCUGAGCGGCCGCCCUUGCUGGCCGCGGAGGCGAGACGGUGUUGUUUCUGUGAGGUGGGGAGAUGAACUGCUGAACAGCUUGGAACAUGGAGAGGAUUGGUACGGACAGCUCUGGAGAUGGAAAUUUGGGACAGACUUUUUAGAUUCCAACUCACUUGUUUGUCUUUCCCUAAAUUAGUCACAUUUUUUUCCAAUGGAACUCCAGAAGUGAUUUUUAGGUCAUUGUUUCCAUAAACUCAACUCCGAUUUAAGUAUGUACACAAUAUUAUUUUUACACUUUAGUUGUUUUUGGUGUGAUAUUAUG